Molecule: messenger RNA, 1982 nt
Organism: Nicotiana tabacum (common tobacco)
Lineage: Eukaryota; Viridiplantae; Streptophyta; Magnoliopsida; Solanales; Solanaceae
Cellular component (GO): cytoplasm
Source: RefSeq, a predicted model, not a curated record
GGCGAGAAAACAUCAUCUAAAAAAAAAAUUGACACUUCGACUGAAAGGAAAGAAAAAGCAACGUGAAUAUCACCACCACCACUGAAACUCUUCCCUCCAAUUUGAUUCACUGAGCUAUGAACUUCUUCAAAUCUAUAUUAUCUGACGAUCCGGAUCCGGACCCCCCAAUACCCAAAAAGCUCCAAGAAUCUACACCUGAACAAUCACACGAAACCCCUGACAAUGACGUCGACGUUGACCCGGAGCACACGCCCGAUUCAGGAUCCGAUUCAGCUGCCGACGGUAGUGACGGUGGUGUUUGGAGCUUCGGAGGUCUGUUCAAGACGUUGUCAACUCGAUCCGAAUUAGUGCUCGAGACGUACCGCAAGGAUCUGCAGGAAUUCGGAUCCGGGUUGAAAAAAGAAACCGAAUUGUUCCGUGAAGUAGCUAGUCGGGCCGUUAAGGAUCUUCCUAAUUCUAUCGAGGUUAUUGACGGCGUCAUCAAGUCUACGGCUGAGAUUAUUUCACAAGGUAAAGAUUCCCUUUUAGCAUCCUCUGAUGAUGUUGAACCCGAAACCCCUGAUCAAAAUCGGGUCUUGAACUCGGCCCGGUACAGUCGGUUCGAAUCUCAAUUGAUUAAUAUCCAAAAUGACCCAAAUACAUUCUGUUUGGAGCCUGAGGAUUUAGAGGAGUACAAGAAGUGGAAAUUAGGGUUUGAUUUGAAGGAGAAAAGUGAGGAAGUUGAGAACUUGAUUGGAAAUAUUGUAUCAUUAGAAGGUAUCUACAAAAGGGUUGUGCCUAAUGAAGUUGAUCAUGAGACGUUUUGGUAUCGUUAUUUUUAUAGAGUGUACAAGCUUGAGCAGCAAGAGAGUGUUAGAGCUAAGCUUGUGAAGAGAGCAAUAUCUAUAGAUGAUGAUGAUGAAGAAUUGUCUUGGGAUGUUGAUGAUGAUGAUGAUAAUGAACAAGAGAGCAAUGCCAAAUCGAAAGUUGAUGAGCAGGGAAAAGAGGGUUCAUCUGUUAUUGAAAGCUCCGUUGAUGAUGUAAAGAAAUUGGCUUCGGCUGAGACUGAAUCUGCUAAUAAGGACUCGGCUAAUGUUGCAAAGGAAGUGCUUCCGGAUAAAAGUGAACCAAGCAAAGAGGAUUCAACCAAUGUUGUUAAACAGGCCGCUCAUAGUGAUGAAUCAAAAACUUUAAGUUCUGCUACUGUUGUUAGGAAAGAACAGAAUCAGUCUAAUGCAGAUGGUGCUGGCAAGAGCCAUGUCGUAGAAUCGAGUGGGAAUAGCGAAGAUACUAAAAAAGAGAACUCUGAAGUUACUUCUUUGAGUAAGAAGGAGGGGAAUAGCGAAGAUCCUAAGAAAGAGGACCCCGAAGUUACUUCUUUGGAUAAAAAGGAGGAGAGGGCGGCAAAAGGUUCAGAUGGGAAAGGUGAUAAGGAUGAAUCUGGUAAAGGUGGUGAUGUCUCUACAGUGUCAAGUCAAAAGACGGGGGCUGAUGAGGAGGACUUGGAUUGGGCUGAGAUUGAAGACAUUGAGGGUAAUGACGACAAAAAGGCAACUUCUCAUGCUACAAGUUCCAAUAGAGCUGAUUUGAGGAAGAGGCUUAGUGUUGAAGAGGAUGAUGAGGAUUUGAGUUGGGACAUUGAAGAUGAUGAUUAGCCUGUGAAAGCUUGAUUCUCAGACAAACUUAAGAUAUGCAGGAAGCUAGAUGCCAAAGUUGUCAGCAUGCAACAUAACUCAAGAGUUGAACGUAACCUCUUGAUGCCUAGUAAAAGUAAGAUAAUGCUUAUCGUAUCGUGCAGUUUGUUUAAUCACGAUUCAUGAUUUUCAUUCUUUAUAUUGAAGUUUUAGUUUAAUAGUCAAGUUUGUUAUGUCCAGCGGUUCAUUUAUAAAAAGUGAACAUGUCUUUCUGCACCUUGUAUACUUGGGAAAUUUGAAUGGAAACAAUGAUGUUCAUAGACAAAGUACUAUCUAUUAUUCUAAUGCAUUUAUGAACUCCCCGGUGAA